Notothenia coriiceps (black rockcod) is the source of this 1521-nucleotide messenger RNA. RefSeq names its product multiciliate differentiation and DNA synthesis associated cell cycle protein (gene mcidas). Bases 1 to 1176 code for a protein of 391 amino acids. Gene Ontology annotation, cellular component: nucleus. The transcript has 8 exons. The record is from RefSeq and is a predicted model, not a curated record. NCBI's taxonomy places the organism in Eukaryota, Metazoa, Chordata, Actinopteri, Perciformes, Nototheniidae. Gene Ontology annotation, biological process: negative regulation of DNA replication; negative regulation of cell cycle.
AUGCAAAGAGACAUGAAGUUGUUCGGUGCUGGGUGCCCAAACCAAAUGAGCCAACAGGGGAGGAGGGCAGCAGGAAACAGAAAGGAUAAGAUGGUGCCAAGAAGCAGCAGUCCAAUCAAUGUGUACGUCGAGCUCCCCUGCAUCAUUGAACAAGCUUUAUCCACAAUUGCAUGGAAUGAUUUGGAAGACUGUGCGUCUGUGGUGAGACGGCAGAGCGACUCCCUCUGCUCUCAGCUCAACACUAAAAUCACAACACGCGACGGAACACUUACCGAAAUGAUGAGCUAUACAUGUUCUGCCAUACCGCCACAUUACCCUGCUUGGUCGUGGUGGGACUUUCAGGUAAAUGAAUCUGAUGCAGAUGACCAAGACUUCGGAGAUUAUGCACUGGAUUUCAUGGCAGAUUCUCCUGCCACGCUGGAGAGUAAUCUGUCUCCAGCUGAACUGGUGCCAUUUCUGGGAUGUGUCAUACCUCUCCUCACCCCUCAGCAGUAUUUCUCUCCAGUGGAGAGUCUGAGCCACUCUUUCACAGAAGCGAGCGACCCAUCUGUCCAAGAUGGAGCUCCCUGGCAAGGCAUCGCCCAGUGCCAAGGCAGGGCAUUCGGAGACUCUAUGGAAGUCAACAAUCAGCUCCACGAGACUCUACACCGGCAACAAGAAGAGAUUGACUGCCUUCAGGAGAGAAACCUUCAUCUCAGACAGCUGGCCAGCCGAGCUAAGCACCUGGCCUCAGUGCUUGAGAAACUGAUGACAGUCAGGGACCAAAGAGAACAAGUCAUACCUUGCGGUGAUAAAACUACACUGAGUCCCUGUAAGCGUCAACGACUGGAUGAAGGAUAUGACACAGAGUCUUCUGACACAGUGGAGGACAUGCUGAGGGACGUCAGCACACGCUGCAAUGCCGUCCUGCACAACGCUGCUACUGGAACAAGACUGCCACAGGAAUCAGAGACAAUACGCAUGUUUGGUGCAUUCUCAGGCCUAAAGACUUCUAUGUCAAAAGACAAUAGCAUGACGAUGGAUGCAUCAAAGCUUCAAGAGAGUGUCUCAUCCUUCAGAACGUCUGUGAGAGAACACAGCACCAUAAGGACUCAGGUGUUUCCUCAUGGACGUGCUUUCACUUCGAGGACUCAGCAAGGAGGAUAUCGGUUCCGCUGGCUUCCCAACGACAGCUGAAAUUAUGGUUAAAAGAUAUACAAUUACAUCCAUUAAUGUUUCUAAUUAGUGAUGGAAGGAAGUGUGGGUGGUAGUUACUGUUAAUGCCUAACUUAUAAUCUAUAGGGAGAUCUGUAAAUGAUUCAAUGUCUUUCUCAGACAGAUUUGGCCUGUCAGCCAAUCAGUCAGCUGCCUAACAAAGGAAAUGAUACUGCCACAGCUUUUGUUUUCAUUGUGUUUCUGUUUACACCACUCAAAAUCUUAUAAUCGAGCCAAACAAUGCAGCAAUUCAAUUUUUUCUACACUUCACAACAUGUUUUGUCUUGAAAAAUAACAAAUGAUUUUAUAAGCUUUGAAAUAAAAGUU